GUAGGACAAAGUUGAAAAAGCUGAGGCUCAGACGAAGUGCCGUCAGGGUCUAGGAUGGUGCCUGCCUGUUUAGGCCUAGUGCGGACCCCAGCGGAAUGAUGGCAUCACUCAUGUCGACUUGGAAGUCUAGCCCACCGAGGUGACUCCACCGCGAGCUACCUACAAAAUGUAGUCUUCUCCCACCACCGGCGUGACAACCAUUAGACACAUAAUCCCACGCUACCAUGUCGAACACAAACAGCACCAAGGAAAUCGCACCGUCAAUCGACGUGAAGAACCUCUGCUAUGCCUUCCCAGAUGGCUCCAGUGGGCUGAAGGAUGUCUUCCUCGACCUGCCGCCCGGCAGCAGAACACUUUUGAUUGGAGCUAAUGGUGCGGGUAAAACCACGCUUCUCCGCCUCCUCUCCGGCAAACGCAUGGCCCCCUCCGGCACUGUCCACAUCGCGGGCAUCGAUCCUUUCAAGAUGGGCCUCGAAGGCGUGACCUACCUCGGUCUCGAAUGGGUGCUGAACCCCAUCGUCCGUACCGACAUCGACGUGCCCACGCUUCUAUCCUCCAUCGGCGGUGACCACUACACCGAGCGCCGCGACGAACUCGUGCGCAUCCUCGAUAUCGACCUCAGCUGGCGCAUGCACGCCGUAUCAGACGGAGAGAGGAGACGUGUACAACUUGCCAUGGGUCUGCUGCGACCGUGGACCAUCCUGCUACUGGACGAGAUCACCGUUGAUCUUGAUCUGUUGUCGCGCAGCAACUUCCUCAACUUCUUGAAGAAGGAGACGCAGGAACGGCCCUGCACCAUCGUAUACGCGACGCAUAUCCUGGACAACCUCGCAACUUGGCCCACACAUCUCGUGCACAUGAGUCUGGGCAAGGUGAAGAAGUGGGGCAGCACCGAGGACAUGGAUGUCAAGGUCGAGCAGGGCGAGCGCAUGUACACCGGAAACAGUCAGCUGGGUGAGCUGGUGUUGAAGUGGCUGCAGGAAGAUCUGACAGAGCGGGGGCCCCGGAACGGGAAGGGUGAGGGCGCCUCGUAUCAAAACCUAGAGGGUAAGGGUGGUUAUGGGGCUGAGAAGAGGGUAGAGAAGGAGUAGUAUGAAGGGGUGGGAGAGCAUACAUCUCGGCAUGCUUCAACAAUGCGUGUCGGUGGAGUUUCAACAGGCGUUUAAGAGGCACUCAACGAUGAUACCCCAUCUUGUUCAACAACAGAAUUUCAUUGCACCUACGAUUCGCAUAUAUUCUUACGCGAUAAUUGCUCUUGAACCUUUCAAUCCACACGCGUGCCUCGCACAAGUAUAUAAGUGAUGUUCAUUGUCAACUAUCUCAAGAAUAUCUAUAUCCCUCAGAUCGUGG
Alternaria rosae is the source of this 1350-nucleotide messenger RNA. Its product is annotated as P-loop containing nucleoside triphosphate hydrolase protein. Gene Ontology annotation, molecular function: ATP binding; ATP hydrolysis activity. The transcript is spliced from 2 exons. The record is from RefSeq and is a predicted model, not a curated record. NCBI's taxonomy places the organism in Eukaryota, Fungi, Ascomycota, Dothideomycetes, Pleosporales, Pleosporaceae. The coding region runs from base 225 to 1091 and encodes 288 amino acids.